Molecule: messenger RNA, 507 nt
Organism: Rotaria socialis
Lineage: Eukaryota; Metazoa; Rotifera; Eurotatoria; Philodinida; Philodinidae
Source: the annotation of a GenBank genome assembly
AUGAGCCAGUCUAAUGACAGCACUUUGGUAGGUGGAACACGUUCUCAAAAUUUAUCUUUACCUAUUGAAUUAUCAGCGGAAAAGAUACAAGAUUUUCAAGCUGCUUUUAGUAUUAUGGAUACACAAUCGAAAGGUUUUGUAGGAGCUGAAGAUAUCAUUCAAGUAGCAGAAGCGGCAGAUAUGACAUUAGCAGUGAAUGAAGCACAACUACUACUUGGUUCAGCUGAUGAAGAUCAUUCAGGUGGCAUUGAUAUGAGAGAAUUUAUUUCAAUAAUGACGACGCCUAUUAAUACAGAAGAUCUAGAAGAUGAACUUCGUGCGACAUUUCGCGUAUUUGACAAAGAUGGAAAUGGAACGAUUAAUGCUAAUGAACUUAAACGAUUUGUUCGAUUAUGGGAUAGUGAAUUAACAGAAGACGAAGCUGAUGAUAUGAUCGUUCAAGCUGAUCCAAACAAGACAGGUUCAAUUACUUAUGAUGCUUUCAUACAAUUUCUUCUUCAUACAUAA